Molecule: messenger RNA, 813 nt
Organism: Vigna umbellata (rice bean)
Lineage: Eukaryota; Viridiplantae; Streptophyta; Magnoliopsida; Fabales; Fabaceae
Source: RefSeq, a predicted model, not a curated record
AGAGUAGUAUCUGCUAAACCUACGAAUUCCAAUGCGCCGUCAUACGCUAGUGGUUCACCUCCGCGGCUGUACCACUUAUUUUGGAACGUCGUUGUAGAAGUCGCGUUGAAAAUGCGCCUUUUCAGCAGAAGAUACAUUAUACCUGCAAUACACUUUACGUGAAGUGUCACAGAAACUUGGGGACCAACGCAAUCUCGAAGAAGACACUCAUGGGGACGCGAACCAAAUCCCCGACCAAACCCCCAAGAAGAUUCCACAACCACGCGCGUCAUGGCUCACCUCAAAGACUCUCUCAUUUCUCAACUCAAGAAACUCGACCCUUCGCUUUCCCUCCACUCGCGCCACUCCGCCCUCAUCGAACGCCGCCUCCGCGACCUUUUUCCCGUGUUCCACACCCCCACGCACCCUCCAUAUGCCUUGAUGAUACGUAGUGCGAUAUUAGGGUUGGAGGAUGGGUCGGGAUCGACGGAGGAAGCGAUAUCGGAGUACAUUAAGAGGGAGUACAGUGAUUUACCGUGGGCUCAUGCCAGGAUUCUAGGUCUGCAAUUAGAGAAUCUUUGUGAGAUAGGGGAGAUUGCGCGCGUUUCCGGUUGGAGGUAUGUGCUGAAGGUUGAGGAUGAAGUGAAGGAAAAAUGUGUGAGGGUAGCGAGAAGAAGAAUAAGAGGGGCAAACGGAGAAGUAAUAAACGUGGCGAGACAGGGAGUGCUGAAGAAGAAUGCAAAAAGGGACGGGUACUAGGGGCUUGGAAAACAAAUUCAACAACACCAGGAAGUAGAACCGCAAAGGGCUUUUAGUAGAGUCACCAAAAUCAGG